Lepus europaeus (European hare) is the source of this 1260-nucleotide messenger RNA. RefSeq names its product vesicle amine transport 1 like (gene VAT1L). The record is from RefSeq and is a predicted model, not a curated record. The transcript is spliced from 9 exons. The coding region runs from base 1 to 1260 and encodes 419 amino acids. NCBI's taxonomy places the organism in Eukaryota, Metazoa, Chordata, Mammalia, Lagomorpha, Leporidae. Gene Ontology annotation, molecular function: zinc ion binding; oxidoreductase activity.
AUGGCCAAGGAAGGCGUGGAGAAGGCGGAGGAGACGGAGCAGAUGAUCGAGAAGGAGGCGAACAAGGAGCCGGCGGAGGGCGGCGGCGGCGACGGCUCGCACCGCCUCGGGGACGCCCAGGAGAUGCGCGCCGUGGUGCUGGCCGGCUUCGGGGGGCUCAACAAGCUGCGGCUCUCCAGGAAGCCCAUGCCCGAGCCGCAAGACGGCGAACUCAAGAUCCGCGUCAAAGCCUGUGGUUUAAACUUCAUUGACCUGAUGGUGCGACAAGGAAAUAUCGACAACCCUCCCAAGACUCCCCUGGUGCCAGGAUUCGAGUGCUCUGGGAUUGUGGAAGCUCUGGGAGACAGCGUGAAAGGCUAUGAGAUUGGGGACCGUGUCAUGGCAUUUGUCAACUACAACGCCUGGGCAGAGGUGGUCUGUACGCCUGUGGAGUUUGUCUAUAAGAUCCCCGAUGACAUGAGCUUCUCUGAGGCUGCCGCAUUCCCCAUGAACUUCGUCACAGCCUACGUGAUGCUCUUUGAAGUUGCCAACCUCCGAGAAGGGAUGUCUGUGCUUGUGCACUCGGCGGGAGGUGGUGUGGGCCAGGCCGUGGCUCAGCUGUGCUCCACCAUCCCCAACGUGACUGUCUUUGGAACAGCUUCUACCUUCAAGCAUGAAGCAAUCAAAGACUCAGUGACCCACCUCUUCGACAGAAAUGCAGACUAUGUGCAAGAAGUAAAAAGAAUUUCUUCUGAAGGUGUGGACAUUGUUUUGGAUUGCCUGUGUGGGGACAAUACCGGGAAAGGCCUCAGUCUUCUCAAACCUCUGGGAACAUACAUUUUAUAUGGCUCAUCCAACAUGGUAACUGGAGAGACCAAGAGCUUCUUCAGCUUUGCCAAAUCAUGGUGGCAGGUGGAGAAAGUGAACCCCAUCAAGCUGUACGAAGAGAACAAAGUCAUUGCAGGGUUUUCCCUGCUAAAUCUGCUCUUCAAACAGGGCCGAGCCGGCCUCAUUCGAGGAGUGGUGGACAAGCUCCUAGCGCUGUACAACCAGAAGAAGAUCAAGCCCGUGGUCGACUCCCUCUGGGCCCUGGAGGAGGUGAAGGAGGCCAUGCAGCGGAUCCACGACCGAGGGAACAUCGGCAAGUUAAUUCUGGAUGUGGAAAAGACCCCGACGCCACUGAUGGCCAACGACAGCACAGAGACCAGUGAGGCCGGCGAAGAGGAGGAGGACCACGAGGGAGACAGCGAGAACAAGGAGCGGACGCCCUUCAUCCAGUAG